AGUAAGUGGUGGUGUGAUGAGCGACUCCAUGUUGGGCUGCAGCAGCAGGACACCAGGCCCCGAAGGUGCUGCUGGCUGAGGAUCCGAGAGCGACCAGCAGCGGGCAGCUCGGCUGCCGCACUCCGCCCGCACCUGCCGACUGCUCUCUCGGGGUCAUGCGAGUCGGCAGGGCCCUCUAGCUCCGGCCAGCAGCAGACACGGCGGUCGCCCGCCUCGCGAUCAAUGGCGGCGGCCACCACUGGCGGUGUGCUGCUGUAGCCAGCACCGAGAAUCGGCGACAGUGCAUCGGCCUGGCAGAUUAUGUUGAGCAGUCGACGGCGAGGACCCUAGUGGGCCCAUGACGAGCAAGCAACACACCCUGCACCAGCACUCCUUCUCACAGGAACGGCGCUCGCCCCAACAAGAUGUAGAGCCAAGAGGAGUCAUCAAGCGACCUUUCAAGCUCUGGGAUAUUUGGCGGAAUGUGCGGAAGGCUUUGGUGGUCAGCACUUUUGAGGAACUUGUAGCUCGAGGCAAGGAGAAGCUGAAUGUGCCGCCCGGAGAACCAGUGCGCCUGCUGCUCGAGUCCGACGGUACGCAAGUCGAGGACGGCGAGUACUUCCGCACCCUUCCCAACAACACGGUCCUUUUGUUGUUGCGACCUGGCGAGCGCUGGCACCCGGCCGGAGUUGACGUGAUUCGAGCAGCAAUCUCUGCAAUCCCGCGCAUCGUAUGCGAGACGAUCCAUUCGCUUGAGUUGCACGAUGAAACUCCCUCGUGGAAGAUCAUGGACAACAAGGGUCGAGUCACUGUGGUGCUGCACUGGGAUCAACGCCAUCAAGACAAACAGGCACCCAAAGGUAAUGAGGCUCGCAGCCCCAACAAGAGGGUAGCAGGUGAGCGACCUUCGCUCGUCAUCCAGACCAGUCUGGAUAAGCUUGGUGUGCACACCUCGGUAAACAGGGAGACUGGCAAGAAGGAAACUCUCAUCAACGAUGUGUACCCGUCACGCUACAGCCCGCAGAUAACUGUGAUAAACCAUGACGAUGUUCAGAGCAAGUACCAGCGGCUGGUGCGUCAGGGUAGCUCCUCAUUCGAGGGCGCGGUGCACGUGCACACGCCCGAGUGCGCCAACCACCUGCACCAGCCCCGCAGCGGCAGCCCGGCCAACGGAGACGCCAUCGAGUGCGACUUCCAUUGCUGCGCCCUCCACGAGGAAGGUCGCAAGAUUCAGGUGCACAAAAGCGUGGCGACGUCGCCCAUCCAGGAUCCGAGCGGGCAGUCGGGCAUGCAGGACGGCCGCAGGACGGGCGCCCUGCCCAAAGGGACGCACGUGCGCUUCCUGGACACGACCGAGAAUCAGUACCACGCGCCGCACAACAUCAUCAGCGCCGGCGACAGUUCGGAGAGUGAAACUGAAAACACCGUGCUCGAGGAGGAAGGCACCACAUCCGAGAAAUUCCUGCUGCUCAUCGACCAGCUUUCGGUCGACCAAAAGAGACAUCUCACUAUUAAAGAUAUUGGAAUAAUCCUGGAGCGACUCAACUCGAAGAUCCUGGAUGUGGAGCGUCUGGACCGCGAGAGCGAGAGCGACGACUGCUACAACUGGACGAUAAAGGCAACGAUCAGGGGCGAGGUGUUGCGCGAGCUCGGGGUCAUCUACAACGGCAACUACUACGCCAUCUGCGAGCACCCUGGCUACAAAGAGGACGAGCAGCGCGACGAAGAGAUUGAAGAGGAGGAAGAGGAGGAUCGACUCUAGCCCAGGAUGAGCCCCCCGGGGCCCUGCUGUGCCUGCUGUUGUUGUGAGCCAGAGGAGGGGCCCUUCUAAGCCAGCGGCACCUGCCACUCUCUCAGUCAGUCAAGGACGCACCAACGAAGGGACGUGCUAAUGCCCUUCCUGUGACACGGGACAUUCAUUCUAAACACACAAACACACUUACACACACACACUAAUUGCUGUGUCUCUCAAUACACACAGUACACACACUCACACCUGCGCUUCUCAUUAUCCCAAAAGAAUGAUGAGGACAUAAUUUAAAUGAAAUAUUUAAAAAAAAAUCAGCUCCCCCCGACUCCCUCCCUCAUUGUUAGACUGCUAAAGAGCGCUAAAAGAAAAGAAAUUAUUAUAAAAAACAAAUGUCCCUCGCGCACGUUUACACGUUUUGAGAAAUUAUAAUUACAUACAUACGCAAAGAAAGAACAAGACACACAGACAAAGAAUCGAUCUAUAUUUGAUUGAGCUUUCGCACAAUCAGCCUAAAUCGAUGAAGAAAAAAAAUAAUAAUGUUAAUAAUUGAUUGCCGCAGUUUAGGUCAUUGUCAAAAAAACGUUUUAAAAGCCACACAAAAUUGCUAAUUAAGGAGCAUCUCCGAGGCCACUCUUCCCAGAUUCUAUAUAAAUUAUACGCCCCAUAUAACAGAAUUGUGUGUGUUUUGGUUGCAUUGUUUGUGAUUAAAUUUGCUUUUUAUUAAAAGUAAAUAGUGCCAAGAACUUGAAGAAUUUUACAAAAGGCUUUAAAACUGUUUUGAAUUUUAAGGCCUCCUUAUUAACAUGGUCAAAUCAAGUCUUUUCAACAAUAGGAAACAUUGUUAUCAAUAUUUGGAAAAUUUAACGACCAUUGUUGUAAAGACUUACUUGAUUUGACUAUGUCAAUAAGGAGUCCUUAAAUACAAUAUAUAUUCGUUUUAUCAAAUGCAUGGUGCCAAAUAUUAAAUUUUAAUAUAUUCCAGCAAAUUUUUCCUUUACAAAUUUUCAUGGCUCUUUUUUUGCUAUAGAAGAUUCUAUUGAUAUAAAUGAUAAUUAUUUAAUUGCUAGUCCAAUCAAGUAAAUUUUACCAGAUAUAUAUGGAAAGAAUUAAUUUCGGCCGCCCUGUUUUGGCUGGCAUAUAAUCGCGUCUCACCUGCCCCAUAAAUAACGAUCGCACAAUUGGUCAGACUUAUCAUUAAGUAAUUUGCUGAUGAGAAAAUAAAUUACUAGGCCCCCUAAGAGGUUUAAGCAAGGGCAUCUCUCAUAUAGUUGGAAAAAAAAUCAAGUAAAACGCAAUUAAUUAAUGAAAGAAUUCUUCUCAGAACAAACACACGCAAACAAACAACCGAAUGACAAAUUAAGUAAGAGGAAAUUAAUUGAGAAAAACGAGCGUUACAUUAUGAUGUGAGGACGAGAGUUUUCUCUUGAAAAAAACAAAAAGCAUAAAAAGCUGUCGCCCCCAGCACAUUCACGAAACAGAGCCUUUGGUGCUGUCCUAAAUUGCUCAAGCAGUGAUAAACAAGAAUUAUUUAAUUUGUAAAACACUUACACACGUUCAACAGAAGAAACAAACAAACAAAUAUUACCGUGUGGUGGCGACCGGUUGGUUUUCAGUGCAUCUGAGACUUUGCGAGAAGAAAUCGAACAGCCGUUUGGAAGAGUGAAUUUGAAAAAAACUUUCCUCUCUGAAGCCAAUUUCGUGGGAGCCACUAACGAAAAACGCGGCUUUAAAGAAGAAGAAGAAGAAGAAUUAAGAGACAUUGGUUUUUGGCGGACAGAGCAAGGAAUCCUGCGAAUUUUGAAGAAUAUAAAAUCCAAGUUGCGAUCCAAUGAGACACUACCAUUUGAAUAACAGAAAAAAAAGAAUAAAAAGCUAUGUACUUGUACGUGCGUGAACGUGGGUUGAAAAAUUACAAAAAGAGGGAUGUGAAAUUAAAUAAAUCCAUACAAAAAAUAAUAACAGAGAGAUCUACUCAAAAGCGUGUGAAUGCGGAAAAAUUAUGCGUGUACCAAGAGAGUGCUGUGCUAUUUUUUAACAAGAAAGAACACGUGGAAAACAAAAUGAAGAAGUCAUGACGAUGAACAUGCACAUUCCAGUUGAAGAACAAAAUAUACUUAAUUGUACGCACAUCAGUGGCAGGUGCAGCGCAAUAUCAAAUAACUUUGCGGUGCUGACACGUUAUUGCUAUAUAAAAUAAUCUUUUAAAAAACUUCAAUUUUGGGGUUCACAAAAUUACCUGAAGAUCCAAAAUCACCGAAACUUCCAAACGUCCCCCGUCAACUUUUGACUACUUUCAAAUUUCAAGAAGCUUCCCCUAUUACAAAAAUCACAAAAUAAUUGAAGUUUUAUUUUGACAAAUAUCUCCAUUUUACAAUUAACUUAGCCCUAUUGAUGAGUUUGAAAUUUACCGCAGUUUCAGACAAUUUUUGCCAGAGAAUCGACAGUUUCUCAUUUGUUGGGAGGAACGAGAUUCUCAGUUGAUUUUUGUGUGCCAAUUUUCUUGAUUAAAUUUCGUGUGCCAAAUUCUCUCCAAAAAACACCGCUCAAAGUUUCUACUGUUAAAAUUGAUGGUGCCAAAAACAUUUUUUAAGAACCACUUUUUGCGGCAAGCGCUCGAAGUUUUGCGAUUUAAAAUAUAUAUUACAUUGCUGCUGCACCCGCCAUUGAUGUGCAACUUGCAUCUUGCUCAUUUUCCGGGCAAGUAGAAUAAAUCUCAAAGCAAUCAUGUGUCCUCCAAGUACGGAGCCGAAAAAUACCUAUUGCAGUUUACUUAUUAUAAUUACGUUAAGAGGGAUCCUUCUCUGUGGACAGGUUUGGUGUUCCUAUGGCUUUAGUGUAUGUUUCAAUCUCUCCAUUCCGUACUAUUGAUUGAUCAGCACCCCUAAUUAAUCUAAAAGAUGCUCCGAAUCCUAUUUGAGACUUCGAACGAGAGUACCUUGAAAACAAAACGGAGCCGCUGAAAAAGUAAAUUUAUAUAUAUUAAAAAAAGUCUUGUUGAAAUUUUUAAGGCUUCCGAAAUUUUUAACUUUUGAGAGAAUGAAAUCUCGAAUAGGGUGGAGAGAAAUCUUUUGGCUGCGUUAAAAGAAAGGAAAUUUGGAGAGCUCGAUCGCUCCUACGGAGUAACUUUUGCCAAAUAACGCUUGCUGUUGCCAACAAGAAAAUUUUGAGAUGAGCCUUUUGUCGGCGAAAAACUCCCUUGAGCGUACCUUAGUUUGGAAUUCCUCUCGCAAUGCCGGUCAAUUUGUGGCAUAGCCUAAUUAAAAGUAACGACUAAUAGUUGUAAUUAAUACGAAAAUCGCCCCGAAAUGACCGGUUUUGCGAUUUGGUCACUCGACUCGGCCGCCUCCGGAAAAACAGACUGGCCAAGUCCGUUGGCGGCAGAGUCCAAGAUAAAAACAUGGUCGGGCCCUUUUUGGAGUAAAUUAUAUAUUCUUUAUUGUAGACGAAAAAGACAAAGCCGCUUAUGGAGCGGUCCCUCUCUAACUCUCGUAAAAAAAAAACAGAUUUUGAUAUAAUCGGAUGAUAUAAUCAAGCAACGGGGUUUUGAGUUUUAGCCGAAAAAUGUUAUCGAGAUGAAAUUAUAAAAUUUACGACGCGAUUUAUUUUAACACUAUUACAAAAAAGAAAGAAAAUGAAAAACUAUAGAGACGAAAAUAUAUCUCGUGUUUUAAAAUUAACAUGUUGGAGAUUAUUUUGUUGACACUUCAGCAUUUAUUGUAUGGUACAUUGUACGAGGGAAAAGAGAACAGAACCUCACACGAACUCUCACUAAUGCGCGUGGGAAAAUAAUUUUUUGAUAUUUCUAUCAAUUUUGUUGUACACAUUGAGGAUACUAUUAUUAUAGAUAUUAUAUUAUAAAAAAAUGAAUGAAAAAACGUGGAAAUUUAUAAUAAAAAACAUGAAGAAAUGGUGCCAAAGAGCAAGAGGGAAAAUGGAAGAAAAAUAUUAGAGCAUCACACUCGCAUCAAGUUGAUGAUGGAGAAUAAAAAAAAAAUGAUAAAAUGUGGCGUCUCUUUCCGGUGUUACUAAAUCAUUAUUGACAUUCAGUGGAAAAUCGUGAAGAAAAAUCAUUCUCAGUUGGGAGCAGUGACGGUUAUGAAAUUGUUCCGUUAGCAGCUCACUCUCACUGCCCAUGUUAAACGUCGUUAUUUACAUUGCAUACCAAGAAUCACAUUAAUUAAAAUAAAUAUGCUAAAAUUUAGCAACGAGAUUUUUAUU
Neocloeon triangulifer is the source of this 5947-nucleotide messenger RNA. RefSeq lists its product as uncharacterized. Gene Ontology annotation, biological process: apoptotic process; regulation of apoptotic process. Bases 338 to 1741 code for a protein of 467 amino acids. The record is from RefSeq and is a predicted model, not a curated record. The transcript has 7 exons. Lineage: Eukaryota; Metazoa; Arthropoda; Insecta; Ephemeroptera; Baetidae.